GGUCAGAUCCAAGCGGGGAUCCGUCCCUGUCGCUAAAGGCAAUGACACUAAAUCAAACAGAGAACUCAGGUUAUUCAGAGAUGCUUAACCAGCGUUGAUAUAUGCGGAUUUAAAAAACGAAACCAAAAUGUUGCAUUUAAGGUUAUUUGAUAGCUCACUCUAUUACACAUUGGCUUCAGCAUCGGCAACAGCGGAACGGGUUGUGCUACAGAAUGAGUCCUCGUCUUCUAGUGGCACUCAGCUGAGGUUAACAGCCGUGACCGAUUUGUUGCCACCGCCCACAAUUGCUGCCGCCGCCAGCAUUAAUCUGACAUAUUUCACACCUGCAAUAUCACACGUGAUGCUGGCGCCAACAACAACAACAACAACAGCAGCAACAACAACAAAUGCAACCGCAAAUGCCAUUGUCCAGACAACUGUGGCGCCACUUGACAGCGACUUGGAUACGGGCAAUAAUUCCCUAUCAACUCAUGGCGGCGAUGUGGACAAUUUGAACUCGUUUUACUUCUAUGAGACAGAACAAUUUGCCGUACUCUGGAUACUGUUCACCAUUAUCGUGUUGGGCAAUUCGGCUGUGUUGUUUGUGAUGUUCAUCAACAAGAAUCGCAAAUCGCGUAUGAACUACUUCAUCAAGCAAUUGGCUCUGGCAGAUCUAUGCGUGGGUCUGCUUAAUGUGCUUACAGACAUUAUAUGGCGCAUCACGAUUUCAUGGCGGGCGGGCAAUCUGGCCUGCAAGGUCAUACGCUUCUCACAGGUGUGCGUCACAUACUCAUCGACCUACGUGCUGGUGGCCAUGAGCAUUGACAGAUACGAUGCAAUAACGCAUCCCAUGAACUUCUCAAAGUCCUGGAAGAGAGCACGCCAUUUGGUGGCUGGGGCUUGGCUUAUAUCAGCUAUAUUUUCCUUGCCCAUUUUGGUGUUAUAUGAAGAGAAACUUAUACAAGGCCAUCCACAAUGCUGGAUAGAGUUGGGUUCACCCAUGGCCUGGCAGGUAUAUAUGAGCCUGGUGUCGGCUACUCUAUUUGCGGUGCCUGCAUUAAUUAUUUCCGCCUGCUAUGCGAUAAUAGUGAAGACAAUAUGGGCCAAAGGAUCUAUAUUUGUACCAACAGAACGUGCAGGUUUUGGUGGAGCGCCAGCCCGAAGAGCCAGUUCUCGUGGCAUAAUACCGCGAGCCAAGGUCAAAACCGUCAAAAUGACUUUAACUAUUGUGUUUGUAUUCAUCAUCUGUUGGUCGCCGUACAUCAUAUUCGAUUUGCUGCAAGUCUUCGGCCAAAUUCCACACUCGCAAACAAACAUUGCCAUCGCUACUUUCAUACAAAGCUUGGCCCCCUUGAAUUCAGCAGCAAAUCCUUUGAUCUACUGUCUAUUCUCCUCGCAAGUCUUUCGCACACUAAGUCGCUUUCCGCCCUUCAAAUGGUUUACCUGCUGCUGCAAAUCCUAUCGCAACAAUUCACAACAGAAUCGUUGUCACACAGUGGGACGCCGUUUGCACAAUAGUUGCGAUUCCAUGCGAACUUUGACCACCUCACUAACCGUGUCCCGACGCUCUACCACAAACAAUAAGACAAAUGCACGGGUUGUGAUUUGUGAGAGGCCCAAUAAGAUUAUCACAGUGCCAGCCAUGUCGGAGGUAUGAUAGCUGGCACAUACGACCCGCAAACGUUCAACGUUUGCGGUCCAUGGGCCGACUUCCUUCAGUGAUGCCGAAUAUCUGUAAGUCAUGGACAAUUCAAAGAGGCUUAGACAAUAAGUUUAAUAUUAUAUAUGGUUAGCUUAAAAGCCAAAAAAUAAGGAAACUAUAAAACUAAAAGGCAAAGCUAGAGUGUAAUCUACGAAUUUCAACAACACCUUUUCAUCCUACAAACUAGGAAGAUAAGUGAAAUAUAACAUACACCAAUUAUAAUUAUAUAUUUCAUUUACAAAUGUUUCAAAAAUUAACCCAAUUAACCUAAUGUCCAACACUCCUAUUUAUAUUUCUAUCUUAAUCAGACUGAUGUUCUACCUAUAUACCUAUAUACAAUCUAUCUAUAUAUUUAGCUGUUUAUUCAACAACAACUUGUGGCCAUUUCUACAUGACAUUUAAAUUAUUGCAUUUCUCUUAAGUCUUACCACUUACAAUUACUCUAUAAGUAAGUCAACAAUUACUUAGAUACGUACUAAAUAUAAUGUAAUUUAUGCCAUCUCAUUACAUGUAUAUAGAAAGCCAUUGCAAACUUGUCCAAGCAUAACUAACCAUAAGCCAAAAUUCUAUUAAGUGUCGAAUACAAAAACUUUGAUCAUAAGAAUUAAUAGAGCAUAACGUUUUAGUCAAUUU
Molecule: messenger RNA, 2314 nt
Organism: Drosophila willistoni
Lineage: Eukaryota; Metazoa; Arthropoda; Insecta; Diptera; Drosophilidae
Gene: CCAP-R
Product: cardioacceleratory peptide receptor
Exons: 7
Coding region: 128-1636 (502 amino acids)
Biological process (GO): G protein-coupled receptor signaling pathway
Cellular component (GO): membrane
Molecular function (GO): vasopressin receptor activity
Source: RefSeq, a predicted model, not a curated record